This is a messenger RNA of Fundulus heteroclitus (mummichog), 1686 nucleotides long. Its product is annotated as aquaporin AQPAe.a. Gene Ontology annotation, molecular function: water channel activity. Gene Ontology annotation, biological process: transmembrane transport. The record is from RefSeq and is a predicted model, not a curated record. NCBI's taxonomy places the organism in Eukaryota, Metazoa, Chordata, Actinopteri, Cyprinodontiformes, Fundulidae. Gene Ontology annotation, cellular component: plasma membrane.
AUGAGACCCCAAAGCCCUCAGACCCCAACAGCUCCGCAGACAGAUAUAGAGACAAACAAGACACCCGAGGACAGCAUCUCCGCCGGAUUUGAAAUGACGUGGCGUGAGGAGCUACGCAGUCGCCAGUUCUGGAGGGCCAUUUUAGCAGAGCUGCUCGGCACCCUGGUGUUAGUGAGCGUCGUCCUGGGGGCCUCUGUCCCAGGGCCCGACGGGGCCCCUGUGGGACCCUUGUAUCCAGCUGUAGCAGUGGGUGCGGUCAUUGUCUCGCUGGCACAUUGCUUUGGAGAAAUAAGUGGAGCACAGGUGAACCCCGCCGUCACGUUGUCCUUGCUGGCCACCCGCAAGCUGGAUGUCCUCCGCGCCCUCGUCUACAUGGUGGCGCAGUGUUUGGGGGCCUGUUUGGGAACCUCGGUCCUCUACCUCGCUCUGCCCGUCAAAGCCACAGCAGGCCACUUUGUUAACAGGGUUCCCAUAGAUCUGAAUGCGGCGCAGGCUCUGUGCAUCGAGGUGCUGUGCACCUUUCAGAUGGUCUUCACCGUCUUCUCAGUGGAGGAGCAGAGACGCAGGGAAAGCGUAGAACCAGGAAAUCUGGCCAUUGGAUUUGCUCACACUGCUGGAGUGCUAAUAGGGGCACGGUUCUCUGGUGCCAGUAUGAAUCCAGCUCGCUCCUUGGGCCCAGCCACCAUCACUGGAUUCUGGGAAAAUCACUGGGUGUACUGGAUCGGUCCAAUCUUCGGGGCUCUGCUCGCCGGAGUGUCCCACGAGUUCUUCUUCGCCCGCAGCGCCUCUCGCCAGAAGCUGGUGGCCUGUUUGACCUGCAAGGACAUUGAGAUCAUUGAGACGGCCAGCAUGACUGGCUCGUCUCUGUCCACGGUUACUCAGAACGCUAUGAGAGCCAAGCAUGCCAACAAGCAGGAAGGCAACUGAAGAAGUAUGACGAAGGGUUGGGCCAGGCUUUGAUGGCGAUGGGCAUCAAUGGAAUGGCAGAAGCUGACUGAACAAGGGUUUAGCUCCUUGAACUUCAUGUGCCAUAGAACAUAAAUGAGACUAAUGGGUUGAGGAUCAUUAUACAAUAAAUAUAAAGGAAUCUAAUUAUAAUCACAAGACAACUUGCUUAUAAGAGAAGGUAUUUCUGGAUAUUUAUUUAAAAUAGAACAACAUGUCCUUUAUAGUGUCUAUUACUGUUUUGUUUUGUUUUACCAAGAAUCUGAAUCACUACUGAGUUUCCUAUUAGAUGUGAUACAAUCAGAAGUUCAUAAAUGUCACACACAAAAAAAAGGAUAAAAUAAAAUGUCUUUAUUGGAGUACUGGAGUACAUGAGGCUGGCGCUGAUAUUGCAAGGUCCGGCGUUCUCUUUCACAUUUGCACAUCAUUGGAGUAUGUAAAAGCAAAAGAGACUCAUUGAAAUCCUGCUGAAUAACAGCCUCGUGAUCCAGAUGCAUCUCGUGUUUGCAAUCGCUUUGAAAUGCUAAAGCGGUCCUUUCCCCUGCCCUGCGGGUUCACUGAUGCUCUCAAACAGUCCAGGUCUGUCUCUUCUCACACGGUCCGCUAUUCAUACCUCUGUUGUGUUUUUUCACAGAGAGUAUACCAGAAUAAGCUUUGUAAUUUAAAACGGAUACAAUGAGAGUAUGUGCACUGUUCCUGAGGAAGUGUUGUUUCUUGGUAUGAGCGGCAGUUUGUCUCCUG